GAAGCGCAGGAGGUUCUGAACGAGGUGAUGCGCGUGCUCAAGCAGAAGCAAGACCUCCUGGCGGACGUGGAGAAGCAGAUAAAAUCCCUGCAGGCCAUAUUCGACAAAAGUCUGGCCGAGAAGAAGAGCCUGGAGAGGAACAUGGCCGUCACGGCCGCCAGGUUGAAGCGGUCGUCCAAGCUCACGACUGCGCUGUCGGACGAGCAGGUUCGAAGCGUUCUCAGUUGUUGGGUUUUAAAUAGUUUUUCUUUGUAGUGCUUUGUGUGCCUUUUUUAAUGUGUGUAGUGCUGGUGUGUUGUUUUUAAUUAGUGUUUUUAUAAUGUGUUUGUAAUGCAUUUGUUGUGUAUGCAUUGUGUGUAAUGUGCUUGAAAUGCGUGUGUAAUGUGAGUGUAUUUUAUAUGCAAGGCGUGAGAAAUGUCUAUGUAAUUAGUAUGUAAUGUUAUGAAAUGUGUAUGUAAUGUUAUAUAAUUAGUAUGUAAUGUUAUGUAAUUAGUAUGUAAUGCUAUGUAAUUAGUCUGUAAUUUUAUGUAAUUAGUAUGUAAUGUUAUGUCAUGAUUGCGAACGCGCGUGCAUAUUAUAAUGUAAUGAGCUUGUUCUACGGGUGUCAUGUUCAUGAAAUGCGCGUGUAGUGUAUACAAGAUGUUAUUAGUGUGUGUGUGUGUGUGUGUGUGUGUGUGUGCGAGCGCGCGCGCGCGUGUGUGUGUGUGUGUAAUACGUUUCUGUUGCGUGUUUAAUGUGUCAGGUGUUGUUUGAUGUGUUUCGGCAUCGUCAUGGCUGGACACAUAUUCUGGAAAUUUGAGGAAUAGCUAUGUUGCGUUAAUACUUUUUUUUUCAGCUUUAGCUUCCUGUCUGCGUAUCUGUUAUGUAUAACAAAACAAAAAAAAAAAUUUUUUUUUUUUUAAAAAGUAAUAACAUGCUGGCUACUCGCCCCCUUGACAGAUCCGUUGGGAGGAGAGCGUGGCCAACUUUGACCUCCAGCUGAACAACGUCGUGGGUGACGUGUUCAUAUCCGCGGCAUGCGUGGCUUACUACGGCGCCUUCACGUCCACCUACAGACAGAUGCUGGUC
Molecule: messenger RNA, 1068 nt
Organism: Lymnaea stagnalis (great pond snail)
Lineage: Eukaryota; Metazoa; Mollusca; Gastropoda; Lymnaeidae
Source: the annotation of a GenBank genome assembly